AUGGAGACCAAUACGACUACUAGUUUUAAAGCUCGAUUAGAACGUAUAAUUGCUUAUCAAGAUGUAUUAACAAAAAAUAAUUUUUUAACACAACGUUCUUGUGAUCAAGAAUUUAGUAAUUUGUUAACAUUUCACAAUGAUCUUCGUCGUAAAUAUGUUGAUUUACGUACAUAUACUGAUCAACUUGAUCGAUCUAUUGAACAAUAUCGAAUAGAAUUAGCACGUAAAGAUAAAAAAAUUCAAUCACAAAGCUUACAAAUUCUUCGUUUAACACAACAUAAUAAACGAAAUAAUGAACGUUUUAUUGAAUUACAACGAUAUUUCGAUCGAAUAAAAGGUACAAUAACUGAACAAAAUACUUAUAAUCAAUUAUGUGAUAUACUUCGAAAUUCUCGUAUGUCAGAGAAUGAAAUAACAGCUGAUUUAUCUGAUAAAAAUUGUACACGAGAUGAAGUUAAUGAUGAUGAUGAUUAUUCACAUAUACCUAAAGUUGUUAGUCAAUCAACAGGUAUUAAUCAAAUACAACGACCAAUCAAUAAUAAUGAUAUUGAUUUAAAACAUAAUAAAUCUCCUCCGGUUGUUACAACAAAUUUCUUUAAUAAUGGAUCAAAACCGAAUCAAUUAUGUACAUCAUCCUAUUCAAAUAUGACUGUUGAACGUAUUCAAAAUGGUCAAUUAAUAAAAUCACCAAUACCUAUACCAUGUCGACAUUCAUUAUCAGUUCAUAAAAGACCAAAACAAAAAAUACGAAAACCAUCAAAAGAAUUUCUAAAUACAAAAUCAGAAGAAUCAGAAUUAAGUACAGAUGAUAUGUUUUGGACAAAACAGAAUGAUGAUAAUGAUCAUCAUCAUCAUCAACAACAACAACAAGUAUUAUUACCCUCAACAAAUUCAAUAUUAUCAAAAAUAACAAGUCCAUUAAUAGAACAAAAAACUUUAACACCAUCAACACCAAUAACAAAUCUUAUUAUUAAAUCAAGUCCAUCAUCUAGUCUUACUAGAUUACAUUCAAAAAUACAUAAUUUUAUUUCAAGAAAUAUUCUUAUACCUGAAAUUUGUUGUGUAGUAUGUUAUAAUUAA
Rotaria sp. Silwood1 is the source of this 1080-nucleotide messenger RNA. Lineage: Eukaryota; Metazoa; Rotifera; Eurotatoria; Philodinida; Philodinidae. The record is from the annotation of a GenBank genome assembly.